This is a messenger RNA of Cyprinus carpio (common carp), 1747 nucleotides long. RefSeq names its product actin-related protein 10-like. The record is from RefSeq and is a predicted model, not a curated record. Lineage: Eukaryota; Metazoa; Chordata; Actinopteri; Cypriniformes; Cyprinidae. Gene Ontology annotation, biological process: retrograde axonal transport of mitochondrion.
UGUUCGCAAUGUUGGAUUAACUGAAUAUUAUUUACCGGUGCCGAAAGGAUUGUCAGUCAGGCAAACGCAGGGCAGCCAUUGCGAAGGACCCCGCCCCUCCCUGAUGCUAUGCUCGUCAGCGCUGUGUUUACACACUAAUAAUAAUAAUAAUAAUUCUGUUCUCUGAUACUUUUAUUCAGUUCUGUCGAUAAAAAUGCCCCUGUUUGAAGGCUUGGGCAGUGGAGGGGAGAAGACAGCCGUGGUCAUUGAUUUAGGAGCGGCGUACACAAAAUGUGGUUUUGCUGGAGAGACGGGGCCGAGAUUCAUCAUUCCCAGUGAAAUUAAACACGCCGGAUCUCCGGAGGCUGUUCGAGUCGUCCAGUACAACAUCAACACCGAGGAGCUCUACAGCAUCCUGAAGGAGUUCGUCCACCUGCUGUACUUCCGGCAUCUGCUGGUGAAUCCUCGUCGAGACCGGCGCGUGGUGAUCGUGGAGUCCAUCCUCUGUCCCUCACACUUCAGAGAGACGCUCUCCAGAGUCUUCUUUAAGCACUUCGAGGUCCCUUCGGUCCUGUUUGCUCCGAGUCAUCUGAUGUCUGUUAUGACUCUGGGCAUCCAGUCUGCUCUCGUCAUGGACUGUGGAUAUACAGAGACCCUGGUGUUACCAAUCUAUGAAGGCAUUCCGAUCCUGUCCGCCUGGGAAGCUCUACCGAUGGGAGGAAAAGCCAUUCAUAAGGAGCUGCACAGUCUGCUGAGUGAGCAGUGCACACUAGACACCGACUCUGGCCCCGGCCUCAGUCUGCCCACCGUCAUCAGCGCUAUUCCAGAGGAUGUGGUGGAGGAUAUCAAAGUGCGCACGUGUUUCGUUAGUGACCUGCAGAGGGGCAUGAAGAUCCAGGAGGCCAAAUUUAACCUGGACGGAUCUGCUGAGAGACCGGCUCCUCCCCCAGAUGUGGAAUAUCCAUUGGAUGGCCGGAAGAUUCUGCAUAUCAAGGGACCCAUCAGAGACUCUGUGGCCGAGAUGUUGUUCGAGCAGGAUAAUGAGGAGAAAUCCAUCGCCACGCUGCUGCUGGACACUUUGGUGAAGUGUCCCAUCGACACUCGUAAGGUUCUGUCGGAGAACCUGGUGAUAAUCGGCGGUACGUCCAUGCUGCCCGGGUUCCUGCACCGACUCCUGUCUGAGAUCCGUUCGCUGGUGGAGAAACCCAAGUACCGCGAUGCUCUGGCUACCAAGAGCUUCCGGAUCCACAGCCCACCCGCCAAACCCAACUGCACCGCCUGGUUAGGAGGUGCUAUAUUUGGAGCAUUGCAGGACAUUUUAGGGAGUCGUUCAGUGUCCAGAGAUUACUACAACCAGACGGGCCGCAUCCCAGACUGGUGUUGUCUCAGCACUCCUCUACCAGAUUCAGUCUAUGAGGCGGGAAAGACGCCUCCGCCUCUUAUGAAGAGGGCCUUCUCCACCGAGAAAUGAACUGGACACUUCAAAUUGGGGAAAAUCGUUUCAAAUGCACUAAAUGGUUAUCUAGCUUAAACCAUGGCAGUACUUAUGAUGUAGUUUAUGUCAAAAGGUUACUUUUUAUUAUUAUUUAAAUGUAUGCUUGAUCUUUGCACCAUCAAAGACAGAUCACGGAAGGCAUCUUGACCAUAGUGCCAAGAAACGACGUAAUAUUUCAAUUCUGUUUAACAACAGCAAGCUUGAAGUGCUGAAUAUGUUGAAACGUUUUGUGUAUUUAUUAGGUUUGUGAAGAAAUAAACAUUCCAAAAUUGG